Cicer arietinum (chickpea) is the source of this 4565-nucleotide messenger RNA. RefSeq names its product phosphatidylinositol 4-kinase beta 1. Gene Ontology annotation, biological process: phosphatidylinositol phosphate biosynthetic process; phosphatidylinositol-mediated signaling. The record is from RefSeq and is a predicted model, not a curated record. NCBI's taxonomy places the organism in Eukaryota, Viridiplantae, Streptophyta, Magnoliopsida, Fabales, Fabaceae. Gene Ontology annotation, molecular function: 1-phosphatidylinositol 4-kinase activity. Gene Ontology annotation, cellular component: membrane; cytoplasm.
UAUUUUACUUACUAAUUAACCCGCACCUCACCAUAAUUAGUCGUUCUCUAUGUAAAAGAAACAGCGACUACCACGACCACCGCACCAUUGUCUCCGCAUCGAAACGCCGUCGUUUGGAACGCGGUGCGAAGAUCCAUUGCGGCGUUCGUUCCAAUUCCACGUUCUUCUUCGGUUACAACAAUAUUCAUAUUUCACCCUUUCACGCAUUUUCGUUACCUCAAUUUCCUCGAAUUGUAUCGAAGCCGCGUCGCGAUUCAUCGGAACAUUCUUCCCGCUGCAGCUUCAGUUUUCCGAGCCCUAAAUUAUCUCACUACAAAACGUCGAUUACGUUGCUGCACCAUUUCCACGAUUGAUGCAAGGUUUUUCUUCUGCUCAACUUCGUUAUCAUCGGAAUUUGUAGAAAACACCCUCCCAACAAGGGUUGCGAUUUCGAUUUUUGGUAGGAUUAGGGUUCGGAGAAGGUUUUAGGGAUUUGUAGGGUUUAAGCAUGGUUAUAACUGGUGAUCUAAUCGAAAUCAGGGUGGUUUUGUUUCGGCUGAAACGAGACGAGGUUUGGUCUCGGUUGUGUUGAUGAUGGUAGAUUCAAUAUGGUGAAGUUUUUAGGAUUGGCUCGUGGGGUGGGUGAAGAACCCAGAGAAAUCGUUUCAAGGUCGAAUUUGACGAGUGAGUCCAGUGAAAAUGGGUGGCUCAUUAGGUUCUUUGACUCUUCGUUCUUCUGUGAGUGGAUUGCUGUUAGCUACUUGUACAAGCAUGAUCAUGCAGGGGUGCGUGAUUAUCUCUGUAAUAGAAUGUAUACACUUCCCUUACAGGGAAUUGAGGGUUAUUUGUUUCAAGUGUGUUACAUGAUGAUACACAAACCCAGUCCCUCUUUGGAUAAGUUUGUUAUAGAUGUGUGCUCCAAGUCACUUAAGAUUGCUUUGAAGGUGCAUUGGUUCUUGUUGGCUGAACUUGAGGACUCUGAUGACAAUGAUGGGAUUAGUAGGAUUCAGGAGAAGUGUCAGAUUGCAGCCACAUUGAUGGGUGAGUGGCCACCCUUGAUACGGCCUCAAAGUGCGCCUUCAAGCCCCGGAGGCAAGAACCAAGUUUUGAAUAAGAUACUGUCAUCAAAACACCGGUUGUUGUCGCUAACAUCUUCGCCAGCUACACAGAGAUCUUUGUCAUUCUCGCCUUCUUCGGGAAACAAUUUGCAAGAGGAUGGUAGUCCUCAGUCUCCUGAGGAGAACAAGUUGUUUAGGAAAUUUAUGCCGGGUUCGAAGGUUAGAGAUGCUUUGCUUUUUAGGAAGUCAAUUGAGAAGGAUGACGACGACUCUGAAAAGAAUGGUUUUUUCAAGAGGCUUUUGAGAGAUAGUAAAGGUGAUGAUGAAUUGGGUUCGAAAAUUCGGGAUGCUUUUCUCUUCCGCAAGUCAUUUGAGAAAUGUGACGAAGACUCUGAAAAGGAUAAUUUCUUUAAAAGGAUCUUAAGGGACAGUAGAGGGGAUGAUGAAGAGUCUGAAAAGGAUGGUUUCUUUAAAAGGCUCUUAAGGGACAGUAAAGGUGGUGAAGAAGAGGAUUUGGCCUCAAGUUCAGAGGGAUUUUUUAAGAGAUUGUUUCGUGAUAGCAAGAAUGAUUCUGAGGAUAAAACACACACUCGAACAAUGGAAGAUGAAGAAAAGGAGGGAUUUUUUCGAAAGCUUUUCCGUGAGAAAUUUGAAGAUAAGAAGGAUGACAGUGAUGGAAAUAUUGGCAAUUCUGAAGAGAAAUGCGCAAAGCCUGCUGAAGAGGAUGAAAAAGAAGGGUUUUUUCAUAAAUUAUUUAAGGAUAAAUUUGAGGACAAGAGAGAUAUCAAUGAUAAAAUUGAAGAUGGUACUAGCAAAGUUGAGGAAGAAGAGCCUUCUGAGUUUUCUUUGUUGAAAAGACUUUUUCGUGUUCACCCUGAAGACGGUAAAGGUGGUUCCGCCAAUGAAAACAACAACAGUGGCUUAUUUGAAAGUAGUCCAGGCACAGAAAAUUUCUUCCGCAAAUUGUUUAGAGAUCGUGAUCGUUCAAUUGAAGAUUCAGAGCUAUUGGGGUCAAAAAAGGAGAAAGAGAAGUGUCCUGGAUCACCAAAGCAGCGAAAUGAAAAAUCAGGAACAAAGCCCCCACUUCCAAUUAAUUUGUCACAGUUUCGUAAAGGAGCUUACCAUGGUUCAUUGGAUUUUGUGCUGUCAUUGUGUGAGACAUCAUUUGGGUUAGUUGAUGUAUUUCCAAUUGAAGAUCGCAAACGCGCUCUGCAUGAGUCACUUGCGGAAAUCAAUUUGCAUUUAACAGAGGCUCAUAAUACCGGAGGCGUUUGUUUUCCAUUGGGAAAGGGUAUGUACCGUGUAAUUCAUAUUCCUGAAGAUGAAGCUGUUCUCUUGAAUUCUAGGGAGAAGGCGCCGUAUCUGAUUUGUGUUGAAGUUUUGAGAUGUGAAGUGCCCAGCUUUUCCAAGGAGGCAUCUAGUUCUCAGAAACUUUCUAAAGGUGGAAUCCCUUUGGCAAAUGGAGAUGCUCUCUUGCAAAAGCCACCCCCUUGGGCCUAUCCAUUAUGGACAGCACAAGAGGCGUAUCGUAAUAGCAAUGAAAGAAUGUCCAGAUCAACUGCCCAGGCUAUUGACCAGGCAAUGACCCAUGUAUCUGAGGCAAAAAUCAGAAUUGUUAGAGUGAAUCUUUCUGUGGAAAGACAAUCACAUGAGCAGCUGGAGAAGACUAAUGUGGAUCCACAUGAUGUUAGUUGGUGUUCUGCUUCAGCUUAUAGAGAGGGUAUACAAGAAAUGGCUAGACCAGGGCAUGACAAUGAUGUAGAGUGUGUAAGGGUAGUGUUGAAAGCUGAUCCUGGGGUAAGAAUGGAAGAUAUUGAGGAUCCAGCUCCACGACGGAGGAAGGAGCAUCGCCGUGUUCCAAGCACGGUAGCAUUAGAGGAAGUAAAGGCUGCGGCAGCAAAAGGGGAAGCACCUCUUGGACUCCCUUUGAAAGGUGCUGGUCAAGAUUCAUCAGACGCGCAACCAAGGGCAAACGGAAUUACUCCUAAAGCCAGUGAUGCCUUGUCUGGUGAACUUUGGGAAGUAAAGAAAGAGAGGAUAAAGAAGGCCUCUAUACAUGGGAACUUACCUGGUUGGGACUUGAGAUCUGUUAUUGUAAAGAGUGGGGACGAUUGUAGGCAGGAGCAUCUGGCAGUUCAACUCAUUUCACAUUUCUAUGAUAUUUUCCAAGAAGCUGGUCUUCCUCUCUGGCUGCGCCCGUAUGAAGUGUUAUGCACUUCUUCUUACACCGCUCUUAUUGAAACAAUUCCAGAUACAGCUUCUCUCCAUUCUAUCAAGAGUAGAUAUCCCAACAUUUCAAGUUUACGUGAAUUCUUUAUUGCCAAGUAUCAAGAAGAUUCUCCAAGUUUUAAACUUGCUCAGAGGAACUUUGUUGAAAGCAUGGCUGGAUAUUCCUUGGUUUGCUACCUUCUGCAGGUGAAGGAUAGGCAUAAUGGGAACCUCUUAUUGGAUGAAGAAGGCCAUAUCAUACAUAUUGAUUUUGGCUUCAUGCUUUCCAAUUCACCUGGUGGCGUUAAUUUUGAGAGUGCACCUUUCAAAUUAACUCGGGAGCUUCUUGAGGUUAUGGACUCUGAUGCUGAGGGGCUUCCAAGCGAGUUCUUUGAUUAUUUCAAGGUUUUAUGCAUUCAAGGUUUCCUUACUUGCCGGAAGCAUGCUGAGCGCAUUAUUCUUCUUGUUGAAAUGUUGCAGGAAUCUGGUUUCCCCUGCUUUAAAGGUGGUCCAAGGACAAUACAGAACCUAAGAAAGCGUUUCCAUCUCAGUUUAACUGAAGAGCAAUGUGUAUCUUUGGUGCUUUCACUUAUUAGCAGCAGCCUGGAUGCAUGGCGAACACGACAAUAUGAUUAUUACCAGAAGGUUUUGAAUGGAAUACUGUAAGAUAGCUUGUCAGUGGUGGUCAUUUGUUUUCCCCCUUUUGACUAAGCUUGCACCGUGAAUGCUCAUCAAUCAGUAUUGCAUUUAUAAAGUCAUUGGAGGGUGGUUGGUUCACUGUGGUAUGACUUGAAGAGUUUUUUUAAGAUGUAAUAAUUAAUUAAUAGGUGGAUGGAUGUAUCCUUUUUUUUGUGAUGGCAAUGGGAGUAAUUCUCUUGCAAGUAAAGCUCUGCUAUUUGGAGAAGUUGCAUUGGCCUCGUAAAUGCCACUUCAAGGUUAAUCAAAUUGUACAGUGAUUUUAGCGGGGAGUACAAAUAAGAUUUUAUUGGAUGUGGAUAUGAGUACCGUGAUAACUGUUUGAUUCAUGGAAGCCCUUGGGGAUGUGUUGAAUUCUGGAGCAAAUACUGAUCUGGUACGUUUUGGAUAUCCAUUAUCAAGGGCAGACAUCUACUUUGGCGAACUGCUCUGGUAUGUAUUCAGAGUCCCAGCUGAUUUAUGGCCUCUCUCUUUCCAAAUUUGAUUCUUCAAUACUUAGACUGCAAAAAUUUUGUCAAAAUUCUUCAAUGAUGUUUGAUUGUAUAAUGUGUAAUUGACUCUCCUUACUUUUCAUGGUGAAAUUUUUUCACCUUCAUAUAUCAAUCAUAAAAGUUUUGGUGAUAU